CCGGGAGAAGCUGGUAUGUCCUUCCGCACUUGCCGUAGGUUCCCGGCUCGCCCGACGUUGCCACCGCCUUUGUGAAGAGGUGAAAGCGGAGCUGGGCGCGGAGCCUCCGAGCGGCGGUUUAAGCGGAGAGAGGCUCCGCUGUCAGGAUUCCAGCCAUGUCUGACAAAAGUGAAUUGAAGGCAGAGUUAGAGCGCAAAAAGCAACGCUUGGCGCAAAUCAGGGAGGAGAAGAAAAGAAAGGAGGAAGAAAGAAAGAAAAAGGAAACUGAUCAGAAGAAGGAAGCUCUUCCUGUACAAGAAGAGUCUGACCUUGAAAAGAAAAGAAGAGAAGCUGAAGCAUUGCUUCAAAGCAUGGGAUUAACGCCAGAUUCUCCUAUAGUCCCUCCUCCUAUGUCUCCAUCUUCCAAAUCUGUGAGUACUCCAAGUGAGGCUGGAAGCCAAGAUUCUGGUGAUGGUGCUGUUGGAUCUAGACGUGGGCCUAUUAAACUUGGAAUGGCUAAAAUUACACAAGUUGACUUUCCUCCUCGAGAAAUUGUUACAUACACAAAGGAGACUCAAACACCAGUUAUGACUCAACCGAAGGAAGAUGAUGAAGAUGAUGAUGAUGUGGUGGUACCAAAGCCAUCAAUUGAACCCGAAGAAGAAAAAACAUUGAAAAAUGAUGAAGAGGAGGAAGCUGCCCCUCAUGAGCUUACAGAAGAGGAAAAACAGCAAAUUUUGCACUCUGAAGAGUUUUUAAGUUUCUUUGACCAUUCUACAAGGAUUGUAGAAAGAGCUCUUUCUGAGCAGAUUAACAUUUUCUUUGACUACAGUGGAAGAGAUUUGGAAGACAAAGAAGGAGAGAUUCAAGCAGGCGCUAAACUGUCCUUAAACAGACAGUUUUUUGAUGAACGCUGGUCAAAGCAUCGUGUUGUUAGUUGUUUGGACUGGUCAUCUCAGUAUCCAGAAUUGCUUGUAGCCUCCUACAACAAUAAUGAAGAUGCCCCUCAUGAGCCUGAUGGUGUGGCUCUUGUGUGGAAUAUGAAAUACAAGAAAACUACCCCGGAGUAUGUCUUUCACUGCCAGUCAGCAGUGAUGUCGGCUACAUUUGCAAAAUUUCAUCCAAAUCUGGUGGUUGGUGGCACAUAUUCAGGCCAAAUUGUGCUAUGGGAUAAUCGCAGCAAUAAAAGAACCCCAGUGCAGAGAACUCCACUUUCAGCUGCUGCUCACACGCACCCUGUGUACUGUGUAAAUGUGGUUGGGACCCAAAAUGCUCAUAAUUUGAUUAGCAUCUCAACUGAUGGAAAGAUAUGCUCAUGGAGUCUGGACAUGCUUUCCCAACCGCAGGAUAGUAUGGAGUUGAUUCAUAAGCAAUCCAAGGCUGUAGCUGUCACGUGCAUGUCCUUUCCUGUUGGAGAUGUCAACAACUUCGUUGUUGGAAGUGAGGAAGGCUCUGUGUACACAGCAUGCCGCCAUGGCAGCAAAGCGGGAAUCAGUGAGAUGUUUGAAGGACACCAAGGACCAAUCACAGGUAUCCACUGCCAUGCAGCAGUUGGACCUGUAGACUUCUCUCAUCUUUUUGUCACCUCAUCAUUUGACUGGACAGUAAAGCUUUGGACAACUAAGAAUAACAAGCCUCUCUACUCAUUUGAAGACAACUCAGACUAUGUUUAUGAUGUGAUGUGGUCUCCCACUCAUCCCGCCCUGUUUGCUUGUGUGGAUGGAAUGGGUAGGCUUGAUCUGUGGAAUCUCAACAAUGAUACUGAGGUGCCAACUGCAAGCAUUACUGUGGAGGGUAAUCCUGCUCUUAAUCGUGUGAGAUGGACACAUUCUGGGCGAGAGAUUGCUGUAGGUGAUUCAGAAGGACAAAUAGUUAUAUAUGACGUGGGAGAGCAAAUUGCUGUUCCCCGCAAUGAUGAAUGGACACGUUUUGGUCGAACACUAGCGGAAAUUAAUGCAAACAGAGCUGAUGCAGAGGAGGAAGCUGCAACCCGCAUACCUGCCUAAAUCUUUCAAAAUGGGUUCUAGUAGUGGAUUUGGGAAUGACUUAUGUAAGUUUUCAGAGUAAUAGCAUGUUUCAGUCUAACUGAUAACCUGAGGAGAAAUACGUGGAAUAAACUGUGGAUUUUGAAAAUGUAUAAAAUCACUGAAAAUUAAGUCUUGCAAUGUCACUUUUUUAUACAUAAUUACAAGCACAUUAUUGUUUAAUUUUUUAAUACAGCUGCCCUGACUUUGCAAGAAACAUGUUUUGCUGAAACACUAACCUAGAUGUAUAUUAGCUGUAAUGCUAUUGAAUUUUUCAACUAACAGUAUGUAACUAUUUCUGAAGGAUAAACACAAGUUCCAUUUCUCAAUCAGAACUUCCUUUAUUACACUGGCUAACUUUCAUUAGGUAGUUAAUCUCUGAAGGUUUGUUAAUAUUAGGAUAUUAGAACUGCCCAUGGAAGUGCAUGCAUCUGUUCAAAGUAAACCUUCAUCUUGUUUCUGACUUGCUCUUUUUUAAUAAAUAAGCAAGGCUAGGGUAGUAGGUUAUGUAUACGAAUAAAAUAAUUAGUCUGUAAUAAACUUUAUUUGGUCACUGAACCUGACUUUGUAGAAUACAUAUUUAGUACUAGGUCUUUGUUAAAAAGUUCAUUA
Emys orbicularis (European pond turtle) is the source of this 2615-nucleotide messenger RNA. It is a transcript of the gene DYNC1I2, whose product is annotated as dynein cytoplasmic 1 intermediate chain 2. Bases 156 to 1985 code for a protein of 609 amino acids. The record is from RefSeq and is a predicted model, not a curated record. Gene Ontology annotation, biological process: transport along microtubule. Gene Ontology annotation, cellular component: cytoplasmic dynein complex. The transcript is spliced from 16 exons. Gene Ontology annotation, molecular function: dynein heavy chain binding; dynein light chain binding. Lineage: Eukaryota; Metazoa; Chordata; Testudines; Emydidae.